AUGGCGCAAACGCAACCCCCAACCUUUAUCAACCUCCCUCCUCCGAGUUCUAGGCCAGAGACCCCUUCUGAGAUGCCAGGCACUCCCACGAGCACCACUACUUCUCUUUCCGCCUUGUCUACCACCGCAAUCAAGGACGGCCAUCGUGGUCACUUCCCCCAAGGCCCUCUCAGUCGUGGCCACCAGCACAACCCCUCCACCCAGAGCCUCGAGGCUGAACGUGCCGAUCGCAUUUCUCGCCUUGCUGGUCUCGAGCGAGUUUCGACCCUUCGAGCACCUCCUCAGGCAAACGCUCCUGGAGCAUCGUCCGUCUCGCCACAGACCACGCCGACCUCUACGACCGGAUUUCCACCCAACUACCCUGCCUCGCAACACCUCACGCCUGCUUAUUUCGAUAGCAAUGGCCAACCUGUUGCUGUGACGAAGAUGAGCACCGUGGGAACUGCUAGCGCAACUGAGAGUCAUGUUGGUGACGGUGACGAUGUGCGCACAACUGCUGGAGAACAUGAGGAGGAUAUGCUCAGUACUGACACCAACUACCGUGAAGGCGAGUCGGUUACGAGCAUGGGUGGCUAUCAGGAUGCGAUGGAUGAGGACCUCGAUGGGACCACUGCUCGUUCUGUGGGUGGCUAUGAUGAUCGCAUGAGUGAUGACGGUUCCGCCUCUCUUGUGGGGUUUGGCGAGGGCGCAGGGAGCACCGUAUCUGGGCCUAUCUACCAACGUCGAAACGCCCCUCAAUCAUGGGGUCUUGAGAGAACUAAUUCGGGGCUUAGCGAUGCUCGACGCGACCGUGACAUUCACAUGGGUGGCGGUGAUACUCCUGUGAGUGUUUCUGCUUUACAGGAGCGCCGCGAUGCCCGCAUGAUGGACGGUGUGGCAACAGAUUCGAGCCCCGGACAAGCACUGGAGAACGACUCAUUUGUCGACACAACCUUCCGAGGCCCUGUCUCCGCAUCACAAUCUCAGGCUCAAACUACUGCUGCUGCUCAAGAGGCUGCAGAGAGAAUUGUGCAGAGGCUGGACAGGGGCGAAACGAGAGCCCCUGCGUCUGGCUUGGUAGGACCAGGACGGGGUGAUGAGCCGCUGGGCAAGUUUUACUUUGAGGGUGAAAAGCGCGAAGACUAA
Messenger RNA from Fusarium sp. VM40, 1125 nucleotides. The record is from the annotation of a GenBank genome assembly. NCBI's taxonomy places the organism in Eukaryota, Fungi, Ascomycota, Sordariomycetes, Hypocreales, Nectriaceae.